Kluyveromyces marxianus DMKU3-1042 is the source of this 2394-nucleotide messenger RNA. It is a transcript of the gene GLN3, whose product is annotated as nitrogen-responsive transcriptional regulator GLN3. Gene Ontology annotation, molecular function: RNA polymerase II cis-regulatory region sequence-specific DNA binding; DNA-binding transcription factor activity, RNA polymerase II-specific; zinc ion binding. Gene Ontology annotation, biological process: negative regulation of transcription by RNA polymerase II; positive regulation of transcription by RNA polymerase II. The record is from RefSeq and is a predicted model, not a curated record. NCBI's taxonomy places the organism in Eukaryota, Fungi, Ascomycota, Saccharomycetes, Saccharomycetales, Saccharomycetaceae. Bases 1 to 2394 code for a protein of 797 amino acids. The transcript has a single exon.
AUGUCAGACGAGGGUCUUCAUGACCCCUUUGAAGUAUUUACAGGCGCAACUGGAAAUUCCGGAAAUGAACGCCCGUGGACUCAAACACAUUUUGACUCCAUGUUGGAGAUUUUGCCUGAAAAUUUAGAUAUAGACGUUGCUUCAAGACAAGAGACGAAAUCUCCUACCUCAAUGCCAUUUGACUUUCCAGAGGAACCUAACAAAUUAGCCAACGAACCAGCUUUCCAUCUACAUAAAGAAAAUGAGAAUAAUAGCGACCAAAAGAGUAGACCGAUAGAUAUCGUUCCUAGUGGAAGUAAGAAUACGCAAUCGUCAACUGCAGGUCAGUUGAUGGGAAAUGACCUGAAUUUACAGAACGGUGAAAUUGCCCAGCUUUGGGAUUUUAACGUUGACGAGUUUAUGAUGACCCCAAGCGAACACAGCGAUUCUGCUACCAUUAGUGCACCAUCUUCGUUUAACUCAGAGCAUUUUACACCAGGAUCUUCAAUAACGGGUUUCCACACGACAUCUAUGUCCAAUAUACACUCCAUAACCCAGAGUAACCCUGCAAAUUCUCAUAUACACAAUAAUUGGAAUCAUAUGCUGCAUCAACCUCAGCAUCACGACUUCGCUAAUUCAAAUUUAAGUUCGAACAACAACAGCAACAGCAACAGCAACAACAACAACAACAGCAACGAUAACCCCACUUCCUCCUCUGCGUACUCAUCUCAACAUCAUAGUCUUUUUCAAAAUAGCAAUUCAAGUCAGUCUACAAUCAAAGCAGAUGAAUAUUAUAAUAAUAAACCUCAAAUGUCACGUAGGUCAAGCUCCAGGUCCCUGCUACUGAAAAACGAUAUUGGUGAAGAUGGAGCUCUCCCGUUUUCAUCGCAUACAACUACAAACUUGGUAAAAAAAAACUCUACUAUGAAGGCACUGCCGACAAAUUCCCUUCCUCAGUAUAGACGAGGAUCAUCAACUAAUCUACAGAGUAUGAAUGGCGUAUCUACUACAAAUGGUGCAAAGACCAACAAGCCGCCAACACAAUGCUAUAACUGUAAGACGUUAAAAACACCACUUUGGAGACGUGAUCCGGAAGGUAAUACUCUCUGUAAUGCUUGUGGACUUUUUCAAAAGUUGCAUGGUACGAUGCGUCCAUUGUCCUUAAAGAGCGAUAUUAUUAAGAAAAGAAACACGAAAAAGAGAACCAAAAAGGACGAGAAAGCAGCGGCAUCAACAUCAGCAUUGGGAUCCAAUAACCAAUCUCUUCUUCAAGCUCAAAAUCGUUCAAAACAACAAUCCCAAUCCGAAAAUGAAAGGACAAAUCUUUCAGAAAGACCACAGUCUAAAUCCCAUAAAUCAGGUCCAAUUUCUCAAUCAAAUCAAACAUUUAACCAACCCCCCGCAUUAAACCAGAAUUCACUAAACCAUCACAACAAAAAAGUACCUGGGAAAUCACGCCGUUCUUCGACGUCAUCUUCGACAUCGAGUAAAUCAUCAUCUUCAAGAUCCGUUGUUCCUAUUCUUCCAAAGCCUUCUCCCGGGUCAAGAGAUAACAGUUUACAACAAUUCCAAUAUCAGAUGCAAAUUCAAAUGCAAGUUUCUCAACCAAACAGUGCAGCAUCAUCUCCAAGAUAUUCUAAUUCGCCCAGGUUUUAUCCAACGUCUCCAUCAACGGGCAUUGGUGUUGUGAUCCCUCGGCGCAAGUCUUCCAGGACAGUUGUUUCUCAAUCAUCGUCAUUUAUGGCACAAUCAUUACAGCAGCUUCAGCAUCAACAACAUCAGCAGCAUCAUUCCUCAAACACUCACUCUCCGAGCGUUCCUGGUCCAAUAAAUUCGCAGAAUACAGCAUCUGGAGGCCAUAAUAACCCUAAUGGGAGUUUAUCAACAUCAAACCACUCGUCAAGUAAUGCAACUAUUUCUGCCCCAAAUUCGUGGGCAAAUCAUUCAGUAUCACAAAAUCAAAAUGUCACUUCACCGCCCUCUUCUUCUAAAUCACCUUUCGAAUUAUUUGCAAGCUCAAACUCUCAGGCUAAAAAAUCUCAUAAGUCCCUACUAUCGCAGCAAUUGCAAAAUUCUUCCAGUUCUCCUUCCAAUUCCCCAUCAUUUACGGACAGUGCAUCAUCUGGUAACCUUUUGUCUCAAACUCCUCCACACCAUCAUGCUCAGUCACAACUCUCCUCCACACCUUUGGCUACUGCUUCACCUAGAAGUAGUUAUGUCGACACUCUUCAACAGCAACGGGGAAUCAUACAAUAUGAACAGCAACAACAGCAGCACCAUAUAUCCAGAAGAAAAAACCCCAGCUCUAGACAGUCUAGCUCUUCCCUUUUCGAUGCUACUCCACCCUCUUUACCUAAAUCGAAGAAAGAGAGUAGUUUAAUGGAUGAUCUAGAUUGGCUAAAAUUUGGCAUGUAA